GAUUUCUCAGCAUGGCUGGCCCCAAAAGGAACAGAGCCGUAAUCAUUGUCAAUUAUCAGUUCUUUCAGGCCAAAGAAAGACUUACAUCACGAGAGGGGGCCAUGAGGGAAGCAAAGAGGCUUUUUAAAGCACUUUCCAAUUGCAAUUAUGACGUGAAAUUGUUUCUGGACUUGACAGUCGAAGAAAUAGAAGAAGUUUAUAAGAAAGAAAGCCAAGCAGAGCAUGGGGAUUAUUUUGUAAGCAUCCUUUCAAGCCAUGGAGAAGAAGGGAGCAUAACAGACUGCAAAGGACAAGCAGUACAGCUAACUCACAUUUACAAGAUGUUAUCACCUGAAAGAUGUCCACAGUUGGCAGGAAAGCCUAAAAUCUUCUUCAUACAGGCAUGCCGUGGAGGCAGAAUUGAUGACGGCGUCUACCUAGAAACAGACAGCAGCGCACCAGCGGCAGACUGUUUCUCACAUUACCUCUCUAUUCCUGAAAAUACUGCUGUCAUGUUUUCUUGCAGUCCAGGCUAUGCUUCAUUCUGCAAUCAAUGGGAAUCCAUGUUCCUUAAGGCACUACUGGAGCUGCUAGAAGGAAAGGAGAGAAAACUGGCAGUCACCAGCCUAAUGACAUGGAUUAACUGGAAGGUUGCCUUUCAUUCUGAAGCAAAAGGAACUGAAUAUAAGGGCAAAAAAGAGAUGCCCUGCUUUGUCACCAACAUGGUGGAAAAGGCUUACCCUUUCAAACAAGAUAGGCAGCCCUCAGACACCUAUGGUCACCCCAACCCUGCACACAGGAUUCGGUCGUAG
Candoia aspera is the source of this 791-nucleotide messenger RNA. Its product is annotated as caspase-3-like. Gene Ontology annotation, biological process: proteolysis. Lineage: Eukaryota; Metazoa; Chordata; Lepidosauria; Squamata; Candoiidae. The transcript has 4 exons. Bases 12 to 791 code for a protein of 259 amino acids. The record is from RefSeq and is a predicted model, not a curated record. Gene Ontology annotation, molecular function: cysteine-type endopeptidase activity.